This is a messenger RNA of Phyllostomus hastatus (greater spear-nosed bat), 2197 nucleotides long. RefSeq names its product adenylosuccinate synthase 2 (gene ADSS2). NCBI's taxonomy places the organism in Eukaryota, Metazoa, Chordata, Mammalia, Chiroptera, Phyllostomidae. Gene Ontology annotation, biological process: IMP metabolic process; 'de novo' AMP biosynthetic process. The record is from RefSeq and is a predicted model, not a curated record. The transcript has 13 exons. Gene Ontology annotation, cellular component: cytoplasm. The coding region runs from base 101 to 1471 and encodes 456 amino acids. Gene Ontology annotation, molecular function: GTP binding; adenylosuccinate synthase activity.
GCUCCUUCCUCUGCAUGUGGCUGGCGGCUGCAGAGCAGUUCCGUUCGCACGCUCCUCACAGCCCGCGUCUCCUUCGGGUUCUCCUCGCGUCACUGGAGCCAUGGCGUUGGCCGAGACCAAGCCGGCGGCAUCCUCCCUGCCCAACGGCGACUGCGGCCGCCCCAGGGCGCGGCCCGGAGGGAACCGGGUGACCGUGGUGCUCGGGGCGCAGUGGGGCGACGAAGGCAAGGGGAAGGUGGUGGAUCUGCUGGCGCAGGACGCCGACAUCGUGUGCCGCUGCCAGGGAGGAAAUAAUGCUGGCCAUACAGUUGUUGUGGAUUCUGUGGAAUAUGAUUUUCAUCUUUUACCCAGUGGAAUAAUUAACCCAAACGUUACUGCCUUCAUCGGAAAUGGUGUGGUAAUUCAUCUACCCGGAUUAUUCGAGGAAGCAGAAAAAAAUGUUAAAAAAGGAAAAGGUCUGGAAGGCUGGGAAAAAAGGCUUAUCAUUUCUGACAGGGCUCAUAUUGUAUUCGAUUUCCAUCAAGCGGCUGAUGGCAUCCAGGAACAGCAGAGACAAGAGCAAGCAGGAAAGAACUUGGGGACCACGAAAAAGGGCAUCGGUCCGGUUUACUCUUCCAAAGCUGCUCGGAGCGGGCUCAGGAUGUGCGACCUCGUUUCGGAUUUCGAUGGCUUCUCGGAGAGGUUCAAAGUUCUGGCAAACCAGUACAAAUCUAUAUACCCCACUUUGGAAAUAGACAUUGAGGGUGAAUUGCAAAAACUCAAGGGUUACAUGGAAAGGGUUAAACCCAUGGUGAAAGAUGGAGUCUACUUCCUGUACGAGGCCCUACAUGGACCACCAAAGAAGAUCUUAGUAGAAGGUGCGAAUGCGGCCCUCCUAGAUAUUGAUUUCGGAACUUACCCUUUUGUAACCUCCUCUAACUGUACGGUGGGAGGCGUCUGCACGGGGUUGGGCAUGCCCCCCCAGAAUGUCGGAGAAGUGUACGGAGUUGUGAAAGCCUACACAACCAGAGUUGGCAUCGGUGCCUUCCCCACGGAGCAAGACAACGAGAUCGGAGAGUUACUGCAAACAAGGGGUCGGGAGUUUGGUGUAACUACUGGAAGGAAAAGAAGGUGUGGCUGGUUGGACCUCGUUUUGCUUAAAUACGCCCACAUGAUUAAUGGAUUCACUGCGUUGGCACUUACCAAAUUGGAUAUUUUGGACAUGUUCACAGAAAUCAAAGUCGGAGUCGCUUACAAGUUAGAUGGUGAAAUUAUACCUCAUUUCCCAGCAAACCAAGAAGUCUUAAAUAAAGUUGAAGUUCAGUAUAAGACUCUUCCAGGAUGGAACACAGACAUAUCAAAUGCAAGGACGUUUCAAGAACUACCUGUUAAUGCACAAAAUUAUGUUCGAUUUAUUGAAGAUGAGCUUCAAACUCCAGUUAAGUGGAUUGGUGUAGGGAAAUCCCGAGAGUCUAUGAUUCAACUCUUCUAAGGAUCUCCAGGGAUGCAAGAAACACUCCUCGAAAGGGGGAAAGGACUUUCUUAAAUGUGUCAUUGAUGUUCUCCAACUUUCAAGAAGGCAGACAUUGCCGGGAGCUGUGAGCCCUGCAGCCGUUUCCAGCCUCGGAAGGUGGGUGCGGGGGCGCAGAGGAGCUGCGCAUGCUCCAGCGCCGGCCUCCUUGGCCGGAGGCGUCGCCGAGUCCUCUGCCGCUCCUGCUGCUCUUGGUGCCGCGUCUCCAUUAAUGUUUAGAAAUAGAAUUUACGUGGUUUGAAAUCUAAAAUAGAAUUGCUUUCAGUGUAGUUUUCCUUCAUUCCUGUCGAUGUGUGUUCAUAGGAUUUACCUCUAUUAAAUGAUAAGAACAAUGAAUGCGGUUUUGCACAAGUAUUUUUACAUUCUGAUCCGUCAGCUCCGUCAUUGUAAUCUUUGCUGUUAGGAGAAGUGACGCGGGAGGAGUUCUGUAAACUUUUGUACUGCUGUCAUUCUGUUUCAGUUGUGAACUGUUUGUUUUCUGCUGAGACCAUUGCGAAUUUGAGCUUUGGCGGGGGGUGGUGGGGAGGGUAUUCAUGGAUCCUUUAAUUUGUACAGAACACGAAACUUAUUUCUCUCUAUAAAUUAUUUAAUACAUUGAACGUUUAGGUAAAUGUUCAAAGAAAAAGGUGUUCCCUAAAACAAUACUGCUAAUGUUAAAAAAUUGUCAUUAAAAGAUCUAUUGUGAUA